UGCUGUCAAAAAUCCACUUCGUCCUUCUUCUUCACAUUAUUCGGAAAGAGAGACCUUAUCUUUGGGGGCUGGCUGCCUCAGUCUGCAAGUUGACAUCAACUCAAAAGGCAAAGCAGAAGAACACGAACAACCGACAGAAAAUAUUCUGAGGAAAAAAGUUUUACAUUUUCUAUCUUUCCAAUCACUCUUCACACGCAUGAACACCAACUCGAAAGCUGCUGCCUAACAUCAUCAAUCAUCAUCCAACUUGCCAACAUGUGUUCCUUUGCUGCAUCUCUAAACCUUGACAAUUGUCUCCUGGCUCCUCCUCUAUUUCUCUAAGUCGGUUCAGGCUUGUUACCGUUUUUGGAUUUUUACUUGUAAAAUGAAUCACUAUGUUCCCGAUUUCAAACUGGACGAAGACUGCGCAAUUCCCACUUCUCCAACCUUAACUCGCCCUAAAAAAUCAAUCACGUCGGAGGACGAGAUCAUGGAACUGCUAUGGCAGAACGGCCAGGUGGUCGUCCAGAGCCAAACCCAGACGCCUUUCAAGAAAUCACAGCAUCACAAAUACGACGACGCUGUGCCCCCUGUCGACCAAUCAAACCCUAGGGAGAUCCGAUCAUCACAUGAACAGCAGCAGCAGCUUCUUUUCAUGCAAGAAGACGAGAUGGCCGCUUGGCUUCACUACCCUCUCAACGACACUAAUUUUGACCAAGAUUUCUGCGCCGAUCUCCCUUAUCCUUCCACUGCCUGCGUCACUUCCACCACCACAAAUACCAGCGCCGCUCCCAUACAUUCAAAUCUCGAUCCAGAGACUCGCCCACAGCCGGCGGUUUCUGCUACCGCCGCGGCUUCUAGACCUCCGAUACCACCGACGAGGAGGGCGGAGGUGGUGCAGAACUUCGGGUACUUCUCCAGGCAUAGAGCGACGGUUGGCAAGUCCGAAUCAGGACCGUCUAAUUUAAAAACCGUGCUGAGAGAGUUGACAGUUGUAGAUUCCAAUGAUACACCGGCGAUGGGGUCUGAGUCUAGAAUUUCAGAGGCGGCAGACGCUAGGAGUACUACCGUUGUUUCUAGCGGCGAUAAUGCCUGCGGGACCAUGAGCGGCACUGCAGUAGCAGGCACCUCUUCCCAGGCAGGUGCAAGUAAUAAUAGUAAGGAUAAGAUGACGUGUGAGAUGACCGUGACUUCGUCCCCCGGUGGCUCAAGCUCCAGCACCGAACCGCCCUCUCAAAAGCCGGCAGCAGAGGACCGGAAGCGCAAGGGAAAGGAAGUGGACACGGAGUAUCACAGCGAGGAUUUUGAGUUUGAAUCUGCUGAUGCAAAGAGACAACUACGAAGAUCAACAUCUACGAAGAGAUCUCGUGCUGCGGAAGUUCACAACCUGUCAGAAAGGAGACGGCGAGACCGGAUAAAUGAAAAGAUGAGGGCUUUGCAAGAGCUUAUACCUCGAUGCAACAAGUCAGACAAAGCUUCUAUGUUGGAUGAGGCAAUUGAGUACCUGAAAUCACUUCAGUUGCAAGUACAGAUGAUGUCCAUGGGAUGCAGCAUAGUCCCAAUGAUGUUUCCUGGCAUCCAGCAGCAUAUGCCACCAUUGGGGAUUGGAAUGGGGAUGGGCAUGGGCAUGGAAAUGGGCAUGAAUCGACCCAUGAUGCCAUUUCCCAAUGUUCUAGCUGGUGCAUCCAUGCCUACACCGGCUGCAGCAGCUCAUUUGGGUCCCAGGUUCCCUAUGCCUGCUUUUCAUAUGCCCCCUGUCCCUUCCCCAGCCCCUGAUCAAUCCAGAAUCCAAGCAAUCAACCAGUCAGAUCCCAUGAUAAGCACACAGAAUCCAAACCAGCCACGAGUACCAAAUUUUGCUGAUCCUUAUCAACAGUACCUUGGUCUGCAGCAGAUGCAAAUACCAGUAUCACAGAACCAAGUAAUGACUCAACCAAGCACCAGCAAACCAGGUACCAGUCAAGUAGCAGAGAAUCUUGAUAAUCACCAAUCAGGGACAUGACAUGCCGAUGAUAGAAUCCCUGGUUGGCAAAAGAUUUACGACUUGCAUGGUGGUCCGUUAUGGUAUCACUGUUUCGUUGAAGAAUUGCUAGUAGACUGACUACCUCUGGUCAAGAAAAUAUUACAAAAGUUUUGGGCAGAUCUCUUAUGGAAGGCCCUGCAAGUUUGUUUUGUAAGAGGAGCAACAUCCCAGAGGAGCUUUUGCGACUGUUUAAUACAGCAGUAACACAUCUAACUUGUAAUUAUUAUAACCACCACCCCCCCCCGAGUAAAAUUGAAAUUUUCUGUGUAUUCUGGUUGUCAUCAUCUGCCUCUAUUUUAUUUUCUUUAUUAACAUUCUUUUUUAUUCAAACCUGUGAAAUAUGUUUAAAGGAUAGAAUUUGAUGAAUAUAAACAUGGCUGAAUUAAUGUUGAAUAGGAAAGUCCAGGCUGAAGGAUGUUGAUAUUUGGCUUCCC
Messenger RNA from Hevea brasiliensis (rubber tree), 2436 nucleotides. RefSeq names its product transcription factor PIF1. The coding region runs from base 365 to 1981 and encodes 538 amino acids. The transcript has 9 exons. Gene Ontology annotation, molecular function: protein dimerization activity; DNA-binding transcription factor activity. Gene Ontology annotation, biological process: regulation of DNA-templated transcription. The record is from RefSeq and is a predicted model, not a curated record. NCBI's taxonomy places the organism in Eukaryota, Viridiplantae, Streptophyta, Magnoliopsida, Malpighiales, Euphorbiaceae.